AUGGGUAAGAACACCAUAACCCUCAUGCAAUUUGCUAUGGUUUUGAUAGCAGCAAUGCUGGUUAAAGAAGCUAUGAGCAUUCCCAUAUGUAACAUCAACACAAACGACUUGGAGAAGUGUCGUCCAGCUGUUGCUGGAAGAAACCCGCCGCCUCCAGGACCCGACUGCUGUGCAGUGGUCAAAGCCGCUAAUCUAGUAUGCGCCUGCAUGUACAAGUCUUACCUCGCCAAUUACGGGAUUAACCCAUCUAGAGUCAAGGCUGUUAUAGCAAGUUGUGGCGCUAGAAUUCCCUCCUGUCUUCCAAGGUAA
Arabis nemorensis is the source of this 309-nucleotide messenger RNA. The record is from the annotation of a GenBank genome assembly. Lineage: Eukaryota; Viridiplantae; Streptophyta; Magnoliopsida; Brassicales; Brassicaceae.